CCUUUUGUGCAGUAUACUUCUGUAUUGACAAGCACAGUUUUUUCGUCGAAAACAGAAGGAAAACGAACAGUUGGUUUCAAAUCGGUAGAAAUAUGUUGCAAUAAAGUAAUAUUCCAACCGUAGAUAAGGAAUCGCAUCGACAAUGCUGCGAAAUACAGUGAAUCGACAAAAUGGAAAACGCAUUGUAUCACAGCAAAAGAGGCCAUGGCAAAAAAUUUUGUAUGGCAACAGAGGCUACCCAGAUAACUACACGGACCCGAUGUUUUUGAAGGAUUUACAAAAGAAUAUCAACGUGGAAAUAUUCAAAUAUUCAGAAGCCGUGCUCGGUGCCAUGCGAUUAACUCAUCAACUGUCACUGAUUGUCGUAUUUCUGUUGGUAUAUCACAAUCUUUACGUUCGGCCGCCAUACAUUCCGGUCGAAAAACUCCUGUUUGUUGUAUGUAACAUUUGCUGCAUCGGCUACAUCAUAUUCGUACUGUGGAAUGGGCCGCGAUCGUGCGGCUAUUUGGGAACAAUAAGAGAAGAUGCUAAAACCGUUGCAUGUGUUCUAGUCUUUGGUUUUAUUCUAUCACCAAUGCUGCAUACGUUGACCAAAAGUAUCAGCACUGAUACCAUUUACACGAUUACAUGUUUCGUAUUCCUAUUGCAUGUGAUGUGCUAUGACUACGGAAUGCCGGCUGCAUUAGUUUCACGCGCAAUAUCUUUGAAUGCCGCCAUAUUCGGAACAAUUUGUUUGGCCUCUCGACUUAACACAUCUUUGGAUGCAUUUGUGCUUCUUAUAGUCUCCUUCACACUGUUUGCCGUUUAUCCACAUUUACUGCGAUCGUUGGAAUCACAUUCGAAAUUUUAUCUAUGGCUGGCACCAGUUUUGUUUAUCCGUUCAUUUUUUCCUACGCUCAAAAAUAUAAAAAUAACAUCCACGGACCAUGGGAUGAAGCUGUUGUUGAUACUGAUAGUCGAUAAGAAAAAUAUGUGAUAAAAGAAAAUGUACAAAAAAUAAUAAAUUUACUAUUUAAAACUAAAAGAAACAAA
Messenger RNA from Sitodiplosis mosellana (orange wheat blossom midge), 1032 nucleotides. RefSeq names its product phosphatidylinositol N-acetylglucosaminyltransferase subunit C (gene PIG-C). Gene Ontology annotation, cellular component: membrane; glycosylphosphatidylinositol-N-acetylglucosaminyltransferase (GPI-GnT) complex. Lineage: Eukaryota; Metazoa; Arthropoda; Insecta; Diptera; Cecidomyiidae. Gene Ontology annotation, biological process: GPI anchor biosynthetic process. The transcript has 2 exons. The coding region runs from base 143 to 976 and encodes 277 amino acids. The record is from RefSeq and is a predicted model, not a curated record.